Chiloscyllium plagiosum (whitespotted bambooshark) is the source of this 7447-nucleotide messenger RNA. RefSeq names its product HEAT repeat containing 5a (gene heatr5a). The record is from RefSeq and is a predicted model, not a curated record. Gene Ontology annotation, biological process: retrograde transport, endosome to Golgi; endocytosis; intracellular protein localization. Gene Ontology annotation, cellular component: endocytic vesicle; Golgi apparatus; membrane. NCBI's taxonomy places the organism in Eukaryota, Metazoa, Chordata, Chondrichthyes, Orectolobiformes, Hemiscylliidae.
UCGCUCGGGGUUCGGCUGGCCGCUGGAGCCGUUCGAUCGCUCGGAGCUCAAUUGGCUGCUGGGGUUGUUCGAUCGCUCAGAGCUCGGCUGGCCCUUAGUUACGGACGGUUGCUGUUACCAGGAGGAGGUGAAAGUACUGCAACACCCUUCUGAGGUAGCACCAGCCAGACUGCAUUGGUUCAAGAAAGCAGCUCACCAUCACUUCCUCUGAGUAACUGAAAAGAUGCAAGGAUAUUUCGUUCUUGUUGAUUGUCAUUUGUGAAGUUUGUGGUUAUUAGAAGAAACUGAGAUAGGGCAUGGAACAAGCACACGGCCCACUGCUAAAUGAGGAGCUUUACAGUCAACUGAGUGAAUCAAAGAAACCAGAGUUUAUUUUUGAAUGGCUUCGAUUCUUAGAGAAACUUUUGGCGGCUGCCAGCAAGGAUGAUAUAAAGGAGAAGCAAAAGAAGCUUGUGGAACAGCUGACAUCCUUAUUAGAGAGCUCACCAGGCCCACCUGUCCGCAAGCUGAUUGCUAAGAAUCUGGCCUUGUUAUAUAGUGUUGGUGACACUUUCUCUGUAUAUAAAACUGUUGACAAGUGCAAUGAAAUUAUCAGAAGUAAGGAUGACUCACCAAGUUACUUACCAACCAAACUGGCUGGAGUUGCUUGCUUGGGGGCCUUGUAUGAACAGCUGGGAAGAAUGUUAGGGAAUACAUACAUGGAUACUGUCGGAAACUUGCUGAAAGCUAUGAAAAGUGCUGAGUCCCAAGGGCGCUAUGAGAUUAUGCUGAGUUUACAGAAGAUUGUAUCUGGACAAGGAGCAAUUGCUGCAUCAUGUCACAGAGAUAUCUACAAAGCUGCUCGUUCGUGCUUGACUGAUCGAUCAAUGGCUGUUCGCUGUGCUGCAGCAAAGUGUCUUUUGGAACUUCAAAAUGAAGCUCUAUUUAUGCGGACCACAGAACUGGAGAAUGUUGCUACGCUUUGUUUUAAAGCCUUCGAAGGUUCGAAUUAUGAUGUACGUGUAUCGGUUUCAAAAUUGCUGGGUGCUGUUCUGGCUACAGCUGUGAUGCCUAAACGGGGCACUGGUGUGAGGCAGGUUGUUCGUAAAACCACACUGGAGGAAACUAUGAACUUGCUGGCUUCUGGCUUCUUGCGAGGAGGCAGCGGGUUCUUGCGUGUCAGUGGAGAAAUGCUAAAAGGAGGCAGUUCUGUGAACCGGGAUAUUCGGAUUGGAGUAACUCAGGCUUAUGUUGCUUUUAUUUCUACACUGGGUGGGCAGUGGUUGGAACUGAAUUUUGCUGCCGUACUUGAACAUGUUUUGGAGUUGGUGUCUCACCCAAAAGCUACCCAGACGCAAAUUGAUGCCAUAUGUUGUCGCCGUUGUGUUUCAUUUAUCCUUCGAUCUGCAGUAGGAAGUCUGCUUGGAGAGAAAGCUCAGAUUGCAGCAGCCAAAGAGAUCUGCCAGGUUGUCGGUAAACAGAAGAAAGCUGUAGAUGCUGCGAUGAGUGACACCAAUAUGGAGACAAAGUUGGAUACAAUGGAUGUAUCUGCAAGCCAACAUGUACUUGUCUGUGCCCUUCAAGAAUUGGGCAGUCUAGUGCAAGGCCUUGGUUCUACUGCUGCCCCAUUGCUUCAGGAUUCUACCAUAGGUGUGCUGGACAAAGUAAUUUCAGUGCUGCUGCAUCCCAGUGUUUCAGCUAGAUUAGCUGCAGCUUGGUGUUUGCGUUGUUUCGCAGUGGCAUUGCCAUCUGAGAUUUCUCCUCUUCUGGAUCGUUGCACUGAACGCCUAAGUGCUCUGAGAUCUUCCCCUGAAGCAGUAACUGGUUACAGUUUUGCAAUAGCAGCACUGCUAGGAGCAGUCCAGCAUUGUCCACUAGGUAUCCCUCAUGAGAAAGGAAAGUUGAUAAUGACCCAAGCAGAGGAUUCCUUACGUACUGCAAUCCAAAAUAGUCGCCUUUCAGUACACCGCACUCAAGCUGGUUGGCUUCUUUUUUCUGCACUUAUGACACUAGGGCCAGCAGUCAUACACUGUCAUCUUCCAAGAAUCCUCUUGCUUUGGAAAAGUGUAUUCCCUCAAUCCCCAAAAGACUUGGAAAUGGAAAGAAGUCGUGGGGAUUGCUUCACUUGGCAGGUGAUGCUGGAAGAACGUGCAGGAGCUCUCUGUGCAAUGAAGUGCUUUAUGUUGUAUUGCAAAGAUUUAUUGACUGAUGAUGUAACUGAGAGACUCCUUCCACUCCUUACCUUCGCGGUAGCUUUAUCAACAAAACUACCUGCGCUUAACAAAUCAUAUGGAACUCCUUUGAAGAGUGUUUCAGUGGUGUUUAGACAAAGGUUGUAUGAGGUUUUGGCUCUGCUGCCGACCAAAGAUUAUGAAGGGAUUUUUAAUUCUGUUCUGAAAGAGUUGAUUGCGGAAUUGACUCUGGCUGAUAAUCAAAUGUUUGCUGCUACGUUCUUGCUUCCAUCCCUUUGUCAUCAGGAUGAUGCUCUGCUACUUGGAACCUGGUUGCAAGAAACUGAUCAUCGAUUUAUCGAGGAGCAGUUAAAAUUAGGUGGUAUAUUGGGAGGUGGAAGCCUUGAACAUGAUCCCUUUACCAUCUAUCAGAGAUUAGCAGAUGGGGAACUUGUACCUACACCUCUUCCUCCAGUACUAUCUAUGAUCCGAGCAGCAGUUGAGCUUUUUGGAGUGAUAUUCCCUUGUUUGGAUGUUAAACACAGAGCGCAGAUAUUGGAUCAAUUUACAGAAUCCAUAAAACAAACUAAAGGAUCAAAGCAGCAAACUGUACAGCUAAAUGUUUUUGCUGCAUUCUGCUAUGGAUUGAAGAGGUUAGCUUGCAAGAAGGGUAGUUUAGGUCCAGAAGAGGUGAGAAGACCUGCUCUAACCCUGGUGAUGAAUUCCUUGGAAAGUCCAAAUCUUCUGUUGAGAUGUGCUGCAGCAGAAACUCUGGCCAGACUUGCACAGGUUGUAGCAGAUAGUGCCUUCACUGCGAAGCUGGCACAGACUAGCUUUGAAAAGUUAAAGUCUGCCAGAGAUGUGAUUUCACGAACGGGUCACUCUAUGGCCUUAGGCUGCCUUCACAGAUAUUUGGGUGGAAUAGUUUCAAGUCAGCACUUGAAUGCCUGUGUCAAUAUUCUUCAUACUUUAUCUCAAGACAACACCUCCCCUGAAGUUCAGACCUGGGCACUGCACUCCUUGUCAUUGUUAAUAGAUUCAAGUGGUCCAAUGUAUAAUGCUCAUGUGGAAUCAAGUCUGUCUCUUGUCUUGCUGCUGUUGUUGACUGUACCUCCUGCUCAUACUGAAGUCCAUCAAAGUUUGGGUCGUUGUUUGAAUGUGCUUAUUAUCACUUUGGGACCAGAACUGCAAGGUAACAACACAUCAGUCCCCUUGUUAAGAACUUCCUGUCUGGUUGGCUGUGCAGUGAUGCAGGAUAACCUUGAUUGUCUUGUGCAAGCACAAGCCAUCUCCUGUCUCCAGCAGUUACAUAUGUUUGCACCACGUCAUGUGAACCUUUCCAGCCUUGUUCCUAGUCUCUGUGAGAUCUUGUUGGAUAAUUCAGUUUGGGUAAAUCUCUGUAGUUCGCACCUAUUGUUGAGACGUGCUGUGAUUGCAUGCCUUCGUCAGCUUGCGCAGAGGGAAGCUGCUGAGGUAUUGGAACAUGCCAGGGCUCUUGCCAAAGAAUCCAGUAAACUCGAUGUAAAUAUUGGUGAAACUGGCUUGGAAGGAGCACUUUUCAGUUUACUUGACAGAGAGUCAGACCAACGACUUUGUCAUGACAUUCGGGAAACUCUAAGCCAUAUCCUAUCUUCCAUGGCUGUUGAAAACCUUUCCCAUUGGAUAAAGUUAUGCAAUGAGGUUUUAUCUGCCUCAGCUGAUUUCACCACCACAGCACCAGUUGACACAACUCAGGAAGAGGAGGAGGAUAGACGAGAUGAUGAUUCAAUAUUUACCUCACGCAAAGAUGACCAAUUCCAACCAGUCAUCAAACCACGGUGGCCUACAAGGGUAUUUGCAGCAGAAUGUAUAUGUCGAAUUAUUACACAAUGCGAGAAUAUAGAUGCUGCUCAUUUUGAUUUGACAAUGGCUCAGGAAAGGAAAGAGAAGCUCUCAAAAAGUGAUUUCUUAGUGAACCAUCUGGCAGAUUUGAUUCGCAUGGCUUUCAUAGCUGCCACAGAUCACAGUAACACUCUCCGGCUAUCUGGCCUCGAAACACUACUUGUCGUCAUCAGGAAAUUUGCAAAUGUCCCUGAGCCAGAGUUCCCUGGUCAUGUAAUCCUUGAACAAUACCAAGCAAAUGUGGGAGCAGCACUGAGGCCUGCAUUCUCCCCUGACACCCCACCUGAUGUUACUGCUAAGGCAUGUCAAGUCUGCAGUGCUUGGAUUGUAAGUGGAGUUGUAAGUGACCUGAAUGAUCUUCGAAGAGUACAUCAGCUUCUGGCAACAUCCCUGAGUAAAGUACAAGCUGGGCAGGAAGCACAGAAUCAACUGUACAAUGAGAGUACCUCGACAAUGGAGUCUCUAGCUGUACUGAAAGCUUGGGCAGAAGUUUAUAUCGUAACUAUGGAAAGGCAAAACGUGUGUGCACCAAAGCAGAAGCAGUUCUUGAAGGUUGAGAGGUCUGCUGCUGAUGGCUCGAAGGAUGCAAUUACUAUUGCAGAUGGACUUCUCAAUUUAGUCCGGUUAGAAUUAGGAACACUGAGUAAACUCUGGCUGGCUGCUCUACAGGACUAUGCCCUUCUCACCUUGCCUCCAGAAUAUGCUAAUCAGCUUCCAGCUGAAGGUGGUGCAUUCUAUUCAUCAGAGACCAUAGAGGCAGCAAGGCCACAUUAUUGUAAUUCUUGGGCCCCUAUUCUUCAUGCCACAGCAUUAUGGCUGAACAGUACAGGUUUUAUUGUAAUUGACCCAGAUGAAGGCUCUUCCCGUCUGUCCAGACCUGUAACACCAACGAUGGGUCAUGAAUCCACUUUGGCAAAUGUAGUGAAGUCUCCAGAAGAUGUCAACACGGAUAGAUUCCACCUCAUUCUAGGAAUCAGUGUAGAGUUUUUGUGUUCACUACGACCAGAUGUACCAAUGGAAAGCAUUAUAGCCUGUUUAAAUGCUUUGAAGUCACUUCUGGAUGUUGUUUGGCCACGUUAUAAAGUAGGAAGCGAUCAGGAGCUUGGAGUGGAAUUACUGAAUGUUCUGCAUCGACUAAUAUUGACACGCGAGUCCCCAUUCAUCCAGCUGGCUGUAAUUGAUGUUGUCGAAAGAAUUAUCCGUGCAGCUCAGGAACAUGUGAAAGAAAAACGGAGAAGUGCAGAAGUUGAUGAUGGUGCUGCUGAGAAGGAAACCCUACCAGAAUUUGGAGAGGGCAGUGACACUGGUGGACUGGUACCAGGGAAAUCCCUUGUUUUUGCAACACUAGAAUUGUCCCUCUCUAUACUUGUUCGUCAACUUCCACAAUUAAACCCUAAACUUGUGGGUAUUCAUAUGAGCAAUGGAAAGCCUCAGCCGUUGUCCAAGGAUGGUGUUAAGUUAGUAGCAGCUGCCCUGGGAAUUCUCUCUGAACUUGUUUCAGUGUGCUCUCCUACAGGGAGCAUUUCUGUUCUUCCCACCAUCCUUUACCUUAUCAUUGGAGUCAUUAAAGAAACUGCAAUCAAGACACUUGAUGGUUGUACAUCUUUAACAGUUGGUGCAGCGCUGCAGGCGUUAAAGGCUGUUGUCUCCUCUCCUCUGGCUCGAGCAGAGAAGAGCCAUGUUGCAUGGACCAGGCUUCUCCGUAGUGCUCUUACAACGAUUUUAGAAUUUUGGAAUCCAGAAAUGACUCUGUCAGAACUGGAUGAAGUGAGCAUGCUAACUGCCAUUAGUGUUUUCUUGAUGUCAGCAAGUCCAGAAGUCACCUGUGUACAGUGCCUUGAAAAAGAAUGUAUCAACAGGUUUAAAAUAGUUCUCAGUUCUAAAAACCCAGUAGUGCUUGUGCAGUGCUACAAACUACUGCAGACAAUAUUUCAGCAUCCUAACCGGGCAGUAUCUACUCCUUACAUUCACUCCUUGACUAUUCUAAUUGUACAAAAAUUGAGAGAAGUGGAGAAAGAAAAGCCAAGCACAUGUGCAGAAUUGCAGGCUGUGCAAGCAGGAUUGAAGACUUUGGAGACUUUGAUCAGCUUGGCUGAUGAACAAAACAGAGUCCAUUUGGUAGUCUUGCUUCUACCAAUCCUGAUAUCUUGUCUUUUGGAUGAAAAUGCUUUAAAUACAGCACCAAAUCCAGCCAAGAGUUUACAUGAGUUUGCCCUUCAGAACCUGAUGCAAAUAGGCCCUCGGUAUCCAUCCAUUUUUCAAACAUUAAUGGGUACUUUGCCAGCUAUGAAAGCCAGGCUUGAAAGUGCUGUUAAAGGUAACCAGGAGAGCAUCAAAGCAAAGACAGCAGCUGGACAGUCCAAGUGUUCUGAGAAAACUUCUCCCAGCAUUCAGCUCAAGACCAAUUUUUCUAAUUUCUAAGAGCUGUAAACCAGUUUACGGAACUGCGAGUAUUAUUAAGCUGACUAAACUAGACCAAGCAAAGGAAUAUGAAUGGAAGAAAUGUUUUAGAAAUAAAUCUUAUGACUUAAUCUCGCAUGUUUCAGUUAUGACAGAGGGCUAACAUUUAGAACAAUGUGUGGAUGUGUUAACCUUUAACUUGAACAUCCCAAAUUUAAUGUUCUAAAUCCAUGUUUACAAUUUUAAACAUUUAUUUUACCAUUCUCACUUUAAUUGCUAAUUCACAAAACUGAAGUCUUAAAACUAUUUCAACUGUGUUAUUACAAUAGCUUAAGGAUUUGGAAUGGCUCGUUAACAAGAACUUGAUCUCCAAGGAAACAACUGCAAGUAGAUUAGUAGGAAUGUUAAAGAUAAUUUUAUGCAAACAUGUUUUUCACUAAAAAUAUUGCUCUCCUCUUGCCAGAAUUUGCAGAAAACCUAAUGCAGCAGUGUUAUUAGUAUGCUCCAGAACAACCAAUUUAUAACCAGCAGUAGCUAACUUCAUAAAUGGACUCUGAAGAUAAUUGCACUACAAUGCUAUUAUUUUUUUCAAGUGAAUAAAGUUACCACUACUAAAUCUGUUUUUAAAAAUGUACUCUGGACUCUCUUGAAACUUUUUAAAAAGGAAAAUAAAUUUGUAACCAUAAAUUGUUUACUGAAUAUGGCUGUUGAUGCCAUUCAGUUGUGUUUUUGUCAGUAAUUAUGACAUUGCACACUGUGUAUAAUAAUCUUAUUCUGGAGUAAUCUUUAUACAGAAGGUCUAAUUCCAAAAGUUAUUCUCACAGUAAAGCAGUCUGCCUGCUGCCACUGACUAGUUUGUAUCUUUUGGUUUAACUAAAGCUCUAAAGUACUGUACUAAUAGGUGGCUUAAAUGCCAUGUAUAAAACACCGUUGUAAAUUCUACAGAAUAACCACAUGUGCAUUAUUGUUACAUUUUGCUUUUGUAACUUCACUGAAAUAAAGCUAAUUUAAUUUUG